CUCCAUCUCUCAAACUCCCACCUUUUACAGUCUCGGCUGUGUCGCAAGAGCCGUUAUUACUCUCAGUCACCAGCAUCGAAGAAGACACGGUACUGCGAUUCUCGUCCAACUUUUGACGAUCUUCCUCACGAGCAGGGUUCACCUCCGACCCAGCCACAGCAGUAGUCAGAGGGGCAGCUGUAAAUGAGCCAGAGGUCUCCAAGUUCUGAGGAGAUAUGGAGCCGGCAAGACUUGAUUCACUGCUCAGAUCCUCCACAAAGACCAGCCGGUACGGCGAAGUCCCCGUUUUAUUUUCUCCCGGCACAACCGCUGCAGACGACAAUUGACGAUCCUUGUCUUUGUCAGUUGAGGGAUCGUUGGUAGUUGUAUCAGCGUGUGUAGCGUCCUCGGUUGCUGGUGCACUAUUGCAGCUCACACCCUCCCUCACCUUCCCCACUCCCCACCUCUCCCCCAGUCUCACCACCAUCCCCUGUCAUCAUCGCCUCAUCAGACAUGACCUAAACAGCAGGACUUCUGUCCGUUCAGCAAGAAAUUGAGGACCGAAGUUAAACUGCAGAUAAAACGUCAGACUUUCUUUCUAGAGCUCUUUCCUGGACUGCGUGUCGGCUAGACUGCCACCGCGUGAAGUCGUACGUAGUAGUCCCGAGCGCCCCUGCAAAUUAAUUUGUUAAGCGCGCACUUAUUAGCACUUACUACUAUUUUUGCGCUUACCGGACAAGAUGGCUCAACCAAAAGGAGUGCAUUUGGAAACUUCCAUGGGGGAAGUUGCAGUUGAGCUGUACUGGAAACAUGCUCCCAAAACAUGCAGAAACUUUGCUGAGCUGGCGCGGAGUGGGUACUACAAUAACUGCAAGUUCCACCGCAUCAUAAAGGAAUUCAUGAUCCAGGGAGGAGACCCAACCGGCACUGGCAGAGGAGGAUCAUCCAUUUAUGGGGGGCAGUUUGAGGACGAACUAUCGGAAGAUUUGAAACACACAGGUGCUGGCAUCAUAUCCAUGGCCAACAGUGGGCCCAACUCGAACGGGAGUCAGUUCUUUUUAACCCUAGCCCCUACACAAUGGCUUGAUGGUAAACACACCAUCUUUGGCCGGGUGUGUGCUGGGAUAGCUGUCGUCAAACAGAUAGGAAUGGUGGAGACUGACUCAGCGGAUAGGCCUGUGGAGAAUAUAGUCAUUCUAAGAGCAUAUCCAGUGGACUGAACCAUUAUUUUUUGCAUCACAUUUUUUGCAUGCAUCUAUGAGAGUAGGCGGGGCGAAACGCCACGUGGUUUGCUGAAUCAGCAUAAUUUUACUUCCUCUCGUUGCGGAUCAAGGAGGCAGGCAUGGCUCUUCACUCGGGCUACCAGCACGAGGUGCUGCGUCAGUGGCAGUCCUCGAGCUGCAGUCGCCUCUCUGCGUACUCUUUCAUCUAUCCCAUCUUCGUCACAGACGACCCUGAGGCAGAUGAAGAGAUAGUGAGUCUACCUGGACAGAAGAGAUACGGUGUGAACAAGCUGGAACAAGCCCUCAGGCCUCUGGUGGAUAAAGGCCUCAUGUCGGUCCUCAUAUUCGGAGUCCCUCGCUCAGCAAAGAAAGAUGGAAGGGGUUCACCAGCAGAUGCAGGAGACAACCCAGCCAUCUUGGCCGUCCAGAGGCUGCGAGAGGUGUUCCCUGGACUCCUGCUGGUCUGCGAUGUCUGUCUGUGUCCCUACACUGACCACGGACACUGCGGUAUACUAAAUGAAGAUGGGUCAAUAAACAAUGCCCCGAGUAUCAAGAGGCUUGCAGAAGUGGCUGUGGCAUAUGCUAGAGCUGGUUGUCACGUGGUGGCUCCGUCGGAUAUGAUGGACAACAGAGUGGCAGCCAUAAAGACUGGUCUGUUAGAGGCUGGACUGGGAGGAAAGGUUGCAGUCAUGAGCUACAGUGCAAAGUUUGCGUCAACUUUUUACGGACCUUUCAGGUGUCUUGCUUGUUUACGUGCGUGGCAACCUUGCGUACUAUAUAUAGCCGAUAGCUUUGACCUCAAGACAAUGGAGAAAUCAUCCCACACGUGGGCUCUACAACAUUGCACGUGAAGCAAGUGCAUAUCGACGACAGUUGGAACCACACAAAAGGGAUGGGACUGUAGCCAUCAGGCAGGGCUAGGGCUAGGCGAACCCACAUACUAGCACACAUACACACCACACAUUAGUCUAGUAUACUGUGUUGAUGUUGAUCACAGGGAUGCGGCUCAGUCGGCCCCAGCAUUUGGUGAUCGUCGGUGCUACCAGUUGCCUCCUGGCUCACGAGGUCUCGCCAUCAGAGCUGUGGAUCGAGAUGUGUGUGAAGGGGCUGACAUACUGAUGGUGAAACCAGGCAUGCCGUACCUGGAUAUAGUCAGAGACGUCAAGAACAAAUAUCCACACCACCCCCUGGCCAUAUAUCAGGUGUCUGGGGAGUAUGCUAUGCUCUAUCAUGGCAGCAAGGCUGGGGCCUUUGACUUGAAGACAGUUGUACUGGAAAGCAUCACAUCCAUGAGAAGGGCUGGUGCAGAGAUCAUCAUCUCAUACUACACUCCGAGUAUCUUGGAUUGGCUCAAGGAGUAGUGCUCGCUUCUGCUAUCAUGUUUCUUCUUGCGUCUAUUGCUUUUUUACGCAUGCGCGUUGUAUGGUAGCUCCACCCCCUUUAUCUGCAGAGCGAUUUCGUUUUAUUUUACGCAUGCGCAGCCCUUAUUACUAAACCGGUCCGACGGAAGACUAGACUAGACACUUUGCAACUUUAAGGGACCAGCUCGCUUCCACAUCUUGACGGGGAAAAGUGGAGACAUGUCUAAGCAGCACCAAGGAGGAAAGGCUUUUGGCCAGCUGAAGAAAGAUCAAGAGACCGCCCUGGACGAGAUGAACCGGAGCUACUUGAGUAGUGGAGACUACGAUGACGUGGAGGACUUGGAGGACAAGCUGGAAUCAUACAAGAGACAAUUUAUGGAGUUCGAUGAAAACAACUCUGGGGAUAUUGAUAUCAUGGAGUUGAAGAGGAUGAUGGAAAAGCUGGGCCAGGCCAAGACUCACUUGGAGCUCAAGAAGAUGAUCGCGGAAGUUGACACUAACAACUCAGGUACAAUCCACUACAACGAGUUCCUAGACAUGAUGCUGGGGAAGAAAUCCACUGUCCUAAAACUAAUUCUGCUGUUUGAGGAGAUGAAGAAGGCAAAGGCGGUGCCAAAGGGUCACCCGCCCAAGAAAGUCCUGACCGACCUUCCAUGAACACACCUGCUCCAGCUGGUCACACAAUAGUCUAUUGAGUUGAGCUUGUUUUAUAUCACGUCUGUUUAGUUUUCGCAAAGUUUGUUUUUUUUGCUACUCCACUAGAUUUUUAUUUUCGUUUUCUGGGUGCGAGAACUGGAAGGAUAAAAAUGGUGGCAUAUUUAAAGCAUGGCUCAAAUGUAGAU
Messenger RNA from Geodia barretti, 3405 nucleotides. Lineage: Eukaryota; Metazoa; Porifera; Demospongiae; Tetractinellida; Geodiidae. The record is from the annotation of a GenBank genome assembly.